UUUACUGGAGUCGCCCCAAUAUGGCUGACUUGUCUCACGUUACGUCAGGCGGGGGCGUGGCCAAGGAGGAGGACGAGGGUGUUGAGGGUGUUCCUAUUGGCUGCAGCAGUCGUGCACAGGCUUCGCGUUCUGGAAUUCGCACGAUUUCCUAUUGCAUACCAAGUUGGCAGCGCUCUCCUCACAAGAGUAACACCACCAUGUAAAUCGCUGGGACUCACUAAGCAACGAGAACCUCUCGCUUAUCGAAAUCUCGACAAUCUUCAUUGACAUAAGCAGGACUGAACGUUGCGUCGUCGUAACACUCAGCGUCUUUUCUGAAAAGUUUUCACAAAAGUGGACACCUCCUCCUAAUUCGCAGACAAGCUUCUGCUCUUGGCAGUCUUGUAAGUAUGCUACAUUUUUCUUCAAGUUAAGAAAAUGAGAACGACCGUUCUAGAAAAAGUGAAACGGUACCCUUGGCUCACCAACGUGACUCUGUACGGCUGUCUGUUCGCUGGCGGAGACUGCGUACAUCAGUGGUUUUCCCGGAAGAAGAACAUUGACUGGACUCACACGCGCAAGGUCGCGCUCGUGGCUUUCAGUUUCCAUGGCAACUUCAAUUACUUCUGGAUGCGCGCGCUGGAGCGCCGCUUUCCCGGAAGAUCCGUGGGAAUGGUGCUGCGAAAAGUGCUGCUGGACCAGACCGUGGCGGCCCCGGUGGCCACCAGCGUGUUUUAUACAGGACUGAGUUUCUUGGAUGGCAAGAAUGAUAUCUUACAAGAUUGGAGAGACAAAUUCCUCAACACAUACAGGACUGGGCUAAUGUACUGGCCAUUUGUGCAGUUCCUGAACUUCGUGCUGGUACCUCUGUACUUGCGCACAACAUUCACUGGUUGCUGUGCUUUCCUGUGGGCCACUUUCCUUUGCUUCUCACAGCAGAAUGGGGAUGGUACAGCAUCUUCAGCCGUGGCCUGGAUCCUGGGCCCUCAGAAGGACCAGUCACCUGAAGAGAGCCAGGUUAAAUAAUGCUAACUAAGCACAAGGUGCCCUGAGGGAGCAAUACAAAGGAAAAGUAUAGAAAAACCAGAGAUUCCUUCUUAUAACGUAUGUAUGAAAGGUGUGUUACAGUAAGCACUCGGUUUUGUAUCCUCUUAUGUGAACCACAUUAGUUGUUUCUUAGUUGCUAGUUCAUAAUAGUUCUGUUGCUUGAAAUUGACCCAAGAUAAGGCUUUGAAUCUGAAAAAAUACAUGUAGUCCUCAACUUCUGAUGACCUGGGCUUAACAUUGGCUAUCUCAUCCAACUUAUUUUUGUUGCGUCUCAACCUUUGGUCGUAACGUGUAACGACGACCGUUCCAUCUGCUGUCCGCGCUGCUUCAAGGCAACCAAUAUCUGCUAUUGACUCUGUAUGCCUAUCAGCAAUCACUUUUUGGUUACAAAACUCUGUUUUACUGACAGAACCUUUUUGGUGAUUCUUUUAGUUUUUUUUUUUUUUUUUUCUACAGUGGUUAGCAAGUGAAAACCUGCGCAUUCUGGUGGUGCAGGUAUGAAAAAAAUGAAAGAAAACAGAUUUAGAAAUUAAAGUAGAAAUAGUGCAGCAUGAAAAAAUGAAUACUGUGCUUUAUAUUAUUCAUUCUGCAUUAGCAUAACAUGAAUCACGCACAUGAUAUCUACAACCUCUUAUCCCAAGCAGCGUUGUGGCGAACAGGAGCCUAACCCAGCAACACAGGGCGCAAGGCUGUCACCUUGGUGAAUAAGG
Messenger RNA from Scleropages formosus (Asian bonytongue), 1736 nucleotides. RefSeq names its product mpv17-like protein. Gene Ontology annotation, biological process: mitochondrial ribosome assembly. The record is from RefSeq and is a predicted model, not a curated record. Gene Ontology annotation, cellular component: cytoplasm; membrane; mitochondrion. The transcript is spliced from 4 exons. NCBI's taxonomy places the organism in Eukaryota, Metazoa, Chordata, Actinopteri, Osteoglossiformes, Osteoglossidae. Bases 418 to 1005 code for a protein of 195 amino acids.